UGCUCCAGGAUCAUCAAACAAAAGCUCUGCUAGGAUGCAAUUUUUCAAUAUAAAUAUCAAUGAGAUGCUGAAAUACUAUGUGAUAAAGAUUUUACAUUUCAAUUGUAAAAAGUGGGAAGUGGAUAAAUCAGUUCAGCAGUCUUUAGGACAAACAGUAAAAGGUAUGGCACAGUGGGAUAGCUUUCCUGAUCAAGAGGAGGACACUGACAGCUGUUCAGAAUCUGUGAAGUUUGAUGCUCGAUCAGUGACAGCUUUGCUACCUCUGAAUUUUAAAAAUGGCCCUGCCUUUCCAAAGAAACUGAAGUCCGUCAAAGCUGCCCUGAUUGCCCUUUAUCUCCUUGUGUUUAUAGUUCUCAUACCUAUCCUUGGGAUAGUGGCAGCUCAACUCCUAAAAUGGGAAAGGAAGAAUUGCACAGUUGGUUCAAUUAAUGGCAAUGAUUCAUCUCAGAGUCUCAUGGGAAAAGGAAAUGACCGUGAAGAGGAUAUAAAAUUUCGAGAAGUUGUCACAGGAAACCUGAGCAGCAUGGAGAAAAGAAUCCAGUAUAUUUCAGAUACACAAGCCAAUCUCAUAGAUUCAGAGCGUUUCCAAAAUGUCAGUGCAAUGACUGAUGAAAGAUUUAAUGAUGUUCUUCUCCAACUGAGAACCGUGGCUUCCUCAGCCCAGGAACAUGGAAAUGAAAUAGAUGAAAUCUCCAAGGCAUUGAUAAGUCUGAACACCACAUUACUUGCUUUGCAGCUCAGUAUUGAAACACUGAAUGGCAAAGUCCAACAGAAUACAGUUAAACAACAAGAGGAGAUGAGUAAAUUAGAGGAGCGUGUGCACAAUGCAUCAGCAGAAAUUAUGUCUAUGAAUGAAAAACAAGCACGUUUGGAAGAGGAAAUAAAAGGAGAAGUGAAACUAUUGAACAACAUCACCAAUGAUCUUAGACUGAAAGAUUGGGAACAUUCUCAGACACUGAAAAAUAUCACUUUAAUUCAAGGGCCUCCUGGACCCCCAGGUGAAAAAGGAGAUAGAGGCUUCGUUGGAGAACCUGGUCCACCAGGCAUUCCAGGUCUAAUGGGUCCUCCAGGUCUUAAAGGUGAUCGGGGAUCGAUUGGCUUUCCUGGAAGUCGAGGAUUCAUAGGACCAGCAGGGAAGACUGGGAGGCCAGGAAAUCCUGGACAAAAAGGCCAGAAAGGGGAAAAAGGGAGUAGAAGCCUGGCAUCUCCAACUCGGACAGUACGACUGGUCGACGGUAGUGGCCCUCAUGAAGGCAGAGUGGAGGUUUUCCAUGAUGACCAGUGGGGCACAGUCUGUGAUGACCACUGGGAACUGCGCAGUGGACUGGUCAUCUGCAGGAGUCUGGGAUUCCGCGGUGUUCUAAAUGUGCACAAGGGAGCUAGUUUUGGACAAGGUACUGGUCCAAUAUGGCUGAAUGAAGUAUUUUGCUUUGGGAGAGAAUCAUCUAUCGAGGACUGUAAAAUCCGACAGUGGGGUGUGAGAGCCUGUUCGCAUGCCGAAGAUGCUGGAGUCACUUGCGCUUUAUAACGUAUUACAUUUCAUUCACAUUGAUGAAAUCGCUGCAAAAUGGUUUUAUUACUUUUCUCCAUUAAAAUCAGUUUAAUGAAUAUUUAAGAGAUUAAGAAUAUUGCCCAAAAUACGGAAUAUUUAAA
Molecule: messenger RNA, 1653 nt
Organism: Eptesicus fuscus (big brown bat)
Lineage: Eukaryota; Metazoa; Chordata; Mammalia; Chiroptera; Vespertilionidae
Gene: MSR1
Product: macrophage scavenger receptor 1
Exons: 12
Coding region: 35-1528 (497 amino acids)
Biological process (GO): receptor-mediated endocytosis
Cellular component (GO): membrane
Molecular function (GO): scavenger receptor activity
Source: RefSeq, a predicted model, not a curated record